AUGGAUCAUGUGAUGAACUACCUCUCUGGCCUCUCCCUAGUCCCUUUGCUGGACCUGGGGAAGAAGCUGAAGGUACCCCAAGACCUGAUGAUAGAGGAGCUGUCACUGCGUAACAACAGGGGAUCCCUCCUCUUUCAGAAGAGGCAACGCCGUGUGCAAAGGUUCACUUUUGAGUUUGAAGCCAGCCAGCCAGGGAUGGUGGCCGGAAGCGCCGAGGGUAAGGUGACCGGAGCGGCGUCUGGGGCGGUGGCCAAUGGCCCCUCGGCGCAGCACUACCACGCGGGAUUCUCAGCCUCGGCGGCCACGCCCCAGGGCCUCCAGGACUCCCGAGCCACCACCGCCGCCGCCGCCGCCUCCCAGCCCGCGCGCGCCCGCAGCCCCAGCGCGCUGGCUCCAGGCUACGCCGAGCCGCUCAAGUCCAUUCCGCCGGAGAAGUUCAACCACACCUCCAUUCCCAAGGGCUACCGCUGCCCCUGGCAGGAGCUCGUCAGCCACCGCGAGCCCGCGGACGCCGGCCGCAGCCACGCGCCCCGCCUUUGGGACCUCCGGAACUUCAACAAGACUCCUGUGCCAUUUGGAGGACCCCUGGUAGGGGAGACCAUUCCCAGGGCAGGCACCCCUUUUGUCCCAGAGCCCUUUAGUGGCUUGGAACUCCUCCGCCUCAGACCCAACUUCAACAGGGUGGCUCAGGGCUGGGUCCGCAAACUCCCAGAGUCUGAGGAGCUGUAGGCCCAGCCUAUAACUUCGCUUUCUCAGACUCAGGACUCAUGUAACAUCAGAAGCCAAGACUUAUGGACUGUACUUAAAUUUAUGAAGAGCCUUCACACACAACUAUUAUUGCAAAAUGUCUCAAAGGUCACAAAGUUCAGUAGUUUCCAAAUGCAGAUGUGUUUCAAAGUUACUUGAGGACAUUGGUCUUCAUACAGACUUCU
Molecule: messenger RNA, 932 nt
Organism: Dipodomys spectabilis (banner-tailed kangaroo rat)
Lineage: Eukaryota; Metazoa; Chordata; Mammalia; Rodentia; Heteromyidae
Gene: Myoz3
Product: myozenin 3
Exons: 5
Coding region: 1-729 (242 amino acids)
Cellular component (GO): actin cytoskeleton; Z disc
Molecular function (GO): telethonin binding; actin binding; FATZ binding
Source: RefSeq, a predicted model, not a curated record